GGAACCAAUCAGAAAUGGAUUCACAAUAUUCACAUUGUCUUGACUCUCAAUUUUAAAGGGCUCCAAGGGCUCUAGGGUACUCUAUCUUCUCCAUCCAUGUGCGCAAAAUAAAAAUAGAUUGUGGACUUGUGGAGGUUCGUAAGGCCGGACAGACCAAGCAAUGAGUUGAUACGAUGAAGAAAUUGUAUUCUUCUACUGUGGAAACAAGCAAUAAUGACAAUUGUGACCAUACGAGAAAACUAUACAAAACCAUAUUUGAUGGAAUUCAUUAUUUGGACUCGGAACAAGCGUAUGCCAAAUCUGGCUGCGAUUUAUUUUCACGUCUACUAGUCACACAAAGGAUGAAGGUGCGAGAACAUUGCGAGCGCUUGAUGUUCCUUGAUCCUUUGGGGCAUGGCCGAAAAGCAGAAGAAUUAUUAUGGCGCAAAGGAUACUAUGAGCCUUUUGCCUUCUCUAAGCGUAUAAGAGCGGGAUCAGUGUGGAACCCAGUGGAAAGAGCAUUUCUUCAGGCGCAUCUCUUGUCAGGUGUUGGCCACUAUCAAAAUAUCAUCCUGCGUUUACAGGUUGAAUUUAAUAUUGAUCUUAGAGGCGUACUCGACUUUCCUCUGUUGGUAUGUGAUGAAGGAUUGCCCAAAAGAUCAACUUUAAUUGGCAAGAAAAGUCUCACAUGUGUGCUGUAGAAUCUUUUGAAGGCACCGAAGGAAACCUAACGUCUGUGCUGGCACGGAAUGCUAGUAGUUUGGAAUCAGAAAGAUGUGGAGGAGAUGGUCCGCUCGUGAAACAUUGCAUCAUGGAAUUUCUGUACAUAGCUGGAUUACUGUUUUCUGAUAGAACACCUAGAGAAAGUAUGGCAGCUUUGGUAGACAGAUGGCUAAAACUACUCGAAGAAUGUCGAGAAGAAGAAUUGCUUCGACCCAUGAUGAAAGAACCGGACUCAUUGGAUGAUGCCGUUCUAUCCGUGGAGAAACAACCUGAUUUCCUAAAAGAUGAGCUACUCUUCAAAAUAUUUGUUAUUUUACUUAUGUGUAUCCAAAGGAGCAUCGAAAAAGGUUUUGAUAGAACUGGGCCUGAGGCUUUAUGUCUGUCCCUAACAUCUGUCAUAGUUCAGACUUGUGCCAAUAAAUUUACCGAAAAUGUUCCCUUACCAAAACCUAAGAAAACCGUAUCAAAUGAUCAAAAAUUGCACUCCCGUCGAAGGAGACGUCGAGUACGCAACAACAGUUUUGCCUCAGAGGAAUCCGAUCCUGAGUCUGAAAGAGUUGAGAUCAUCAGUUCAAAUUCAAGUGAAAGUGAGGAAGAGCUGAUAUUUGAUGAAAACUCAAGUUCUCAGUCAGAUAAUGAAGAUGGAAAAACUGGAACUAAUAGAAUUGUAGCAAGCAACGGUGAAUGUAUGAAUGGCGGGAAAGAAUUAUUGAAGCAUCAAAAACAAAUGAAUGGAAGGACAUAUAUGAAUGGUUCAGCAAAAGGUAGCGAAGUUAUGCAAACUUCAAGAAUGUUCAGCAACCCUGUUUUCAAAUUCGUCCAAGAACUUUCAAAAUCAGGAUAUCUUCUACAAACAGUGAAGGUUUGCUGUGACUGGCUAAGCUGCAACAUGCACAUUCUGUCAUCGUGUGUAGAGAGCUCACGUCCUCUCGUCUCCAACCUUAUAACUUUGUUCAAUUUUCUACUGCAGAUCCCUGGAGGGGAAGUAGAUCCCCGAUCAGGUGAAAGUGUUUUUGAAUCUUCAUUGAAAGACGACGACUUUUCUUUGAUUCCUCUAGAAGAAGAUGUUGAGCUAUGCAAUCUUUCAAUUCUAAAGUUAGCACAUUCUGGAAUUAACUUGGAUUAUGUCAGAUUACACGACUUCGAUUGUGAUACACAGACCAGAGUUAGAGUAUUUCAAAUUCUACAUUUUGGCCGUAAGCUUGCAGGAGUGAAGGAAGUGUGUGUAGAAUUCAAUGAGGCUAAAAGAUGGUUUGCUGUGGGAAACCAGACCACUAUUUCUUCCCAGGCUCAUAAUGAUGGUUUAGCUCGAGGAAAAAUGAUGCAAAACAUGGGGAAAGCUUGGCUGAGAGCAGAAGUACGCAAUUUAGAAUCUAAAACAGAACGGAACGCACCGCUACCACCUUAUUUAAUUGUUGAUUGUGAUGCUCUAGUAAAUUUUUCUCCACUUGUGAAACAAUUUGUAAAUUCUAAAAAGUUCAUCGUUUUAGUUCCCUCAGUAGUUGUCCAGAUGUUGGAUAAGUUGAAAUGCUCAAGUGGCAAAGUUCGAGAUAUGAUUCGAUGGAUGGAAGCACAACUGAAGAAUGGAGACCGGUUUUUGCAAGCACAGCUGAGUCACCAACAAGAAUCAAUACCUUGUAUCAAGUAUCCCAAGAAAAAGGACAAAGAGGCGUGGAGUCAAUGUGGAGCAUAUCGGAACUUUCCACGGAAAAUGGAAAAAUUCGUGCAAAAGCCAUGGUUGAAGAAUUUUAGGACAAAGCUUCUGGUUAAUUCAAAUUGUCCUGUCAACUGAACCUUUAACGGAGUUCAAGAAGGGUGUCUAACUAAUUUAACUCCUCCUGAGUAUCAAAUUAAUCGUCAGGAAGGCUGUCGAAUGAAUCACUGAACCCUUUAGUUUUGAAACCUGUAUGGCUUCCUGUGUUACAGUUGUAGUCUCCUGGUAUGAUUCAGCAAAGGUUUUUCUUUAAGUUUGAGAAGAGUCAGGUGGCAAAUAAUAUUUUGUUACGUUAUGCCACAGAGCGCACAUACUUUUCUUGCCCCUCUCAAGUCUUUUUUUUGAUGAUUUUUGCCAUGUUCUCUAUUUUUUUUAUAAAUGCUUUUUUCUCGUUCAUCUUUCCUUUAAAAAUCGAA
This is a messenger RNA of Bemisia tabaci, 2832 nucleotides long. Lineage: Eukaryota; Metazoa; Arthropoda; Insecta; Hemiptera; Aleyrodidae. The record is from RefSeq and is a predicted model, not a curated record.